Prosopis cineraria is the source of this 1100-nucleotide messenger RNA. RefSeq lists its product as uncharacterized. The coding region runs from base 470 to 829 and encodes 119 amino acids. The transcript has 4 exons. The record is from RefSeq and is a predicted model, not a curated record. NCBI's taxonomy places the organism in Eukaryota, Viridiplantae, Streptophyta, Magnoliopsida, Fabales, Fabaceae.
UCACAUGCGAUAGACCCCGUGCCUCCUAUCUCAUCUCUCUCUUCACCCACCCUCCGGAAACUCUGUUACAAUUUUACCAUGUAAGCUUUGAAGAGAAAAGAGAAGAGGGAGGAACUGAAAGAGCUUUGCUUCUUUUUCUCUUCGGUUGCGUGUGUCUCCGUUAUUACUUUUUGUGAUGUCUCUAAAAGCUGCUAUUUUCUAGGCCUGAUUGAACAGUGUUUUUGCUUUAAGGAUUGUUGCGGUCUAUAUGCAAGAAAUGUUUGAUUGGAACGAUGAAGAGGAAAAGCUGGUAGGGCAUCAAUCAUCUCUUCAAAUUUUUUGUGGUGAAAGAUUCUCUACUUUGCAACUAAAUUUGAAAUUAACAUCAUUUUAACUUGCAAAAAAAUUAAAUAUAUUCAUAAUAAUACUGUUAUGGAGUUAAUGAGAGGUGUAAGAAGUAAGAACUCAGUUUAAAGAACUCAUAAAUAGCAUGCCAUUACAAGAUAUAGAUGCAAUGAGCUUGGAUUUAUCUCGUAGUUUAUUGGGAGACAACUUAAAGCUUAGUGAAGCUGAGGAUACAACUAAGAUACGUGAGAGUGAAGUUCCAUUACUGGAGAGAAUAGAGCAACAAGAAGAGGACAGUAAAGAGGCAAUAGAGGAGGAACCUGAGACAGAGGAUGAGCUAGAUGAUGAGCUGGAUAAAGAUGAGGCUGAAUUUGAGGAGCCAUUUAUUCCUUUCAGUGAAGCAGAAUCAAGUAGGAAGAGACAAAGGACAAGCCAUGACAUUGUUGUAGAACUGUUGAUAGCUGCAAUGAAGGAAGCUUCUUCCACUAUGAUCCAAGUCUUGUAAAGUUUUAGCAGUUUAUAUGCAAACAUGUGUCAGGAAUCUCAAAUGGUUUCAAUAGCUAAAUAGCUAUGCAAGCAACUAUUAAAAGUUGAAGGUUUGACAGAGGAUGAGAUCAAUAGAGCUCAUGUCAGAAUUGCUAAAUCUCAAAUGCUUAUGGCUAGAUUUCCACAUAUUCUAAAUGAAAACAAAGCUGGUGGGGAUCGUAGUCUCAUCAACUAGCUUCUAGGUUGAUGGUUUUACUUAGGAGUAUGAAAAAUAUAUAUUUUUCUUUUUA